Molecule: messenger RNA, 2675 nt
Organism: Drosophila virilis
Lineage: Eukaryota; Metazoa; Arthropoda; Insecta; Diptera; Drosophilidae
Gene: ppk16
Product: pickpocket 16
Biological process (GO): sodium ion transmembrane transport
Cellular component (GO): plasma membrane
Molecular function (GO): ligand-gated sodium channel activity
Source: RefSeq, a predicted model, not a curated record
GCAUCACCGGCCUAUUUAUGGGCUGCAGUUUCGUAUCUGUGUUCGAGCUAAUAUUCUUUGUGUGUGUGCGCCCCACAUGUAACUGGUUGACCAGACAACAAAUACGCUAUCGACAGCGACGUCGACUUCUUCAUCAGCGACGAGCCGCAAAUGGUAAUUAGGACAUGCUAAUUAGCUGGUCAGCCAAAGGCCACGCUAAGCCAGUUGCUCGAAGCACCUUCAAGUGUUCAACAUGGCCUUCAAGAAGCGACGGAUCUUUGAUAUGCGCCAAGUGCUAUCCGAGCAGCAGCUCAGCAAAACCACCGAAAGCCACAGGAAAAGCAGCCACACCGUGCACACACCCAAAACUGGGGCCAGUCGCAAACGCUGGAAACUAAAUCAGCUGCGACUGGUGAGAACUUGGUUCAUGGAGAGUUUACGGAACUUUUGCCAGACAACAUCGCUGCACGGAUUCAGCUAUAUCACACGACAGGAUAUCAGCCGGAACGAGCGUUGGUUCUGGCUGGGCGUGGUCAUAGCGGCAAUUAUAGCCGCCGUUUCACUGGUGCUGGUCUCGUGGUACUCGAACCGUGAGACACCCACGGUAACUGUCAUCGAGAGCUCGCACUUUCCCACCUGGAAUAUACCCUUCCCAGCGGUAACCAUUUGCAAUUUCAAUAGAGUGUCCAAAACCAAAGCCCUGGACAUGAUGCAGCGCAUGCGACUGCCACCCAAUGUGACCAAGGAGCAACUUCAGCAACUCUUUAACUUAACCCUGAUUCCCACGGGCAAACUUAUAAGCGAUAGUUCAUUGCAGACCUACGAUAGGAUAUUGAAUCUGAAUAAUAUCACCCUGACGGAGCUGUUCAAUCGAUUGUCACCCGACUGCCUGGAUAUGAUCUCACGCUGCAUUUGGAAGGGCAUCAAAACGCGUUGUGAAAGCCUCUUUCAACGCAUUGCCACUCUACAGGGUAUUUGCUGUAGUUUCAACUAUUUUGGCGCCGUUUCCAAUAAUUUUCCCAUCAAAAUCGCAUAUCAAAUUCCCAAGCGUCCGUAUCGUGUCACUGGCUGUGGCUAUCCCACAGGUCUAUCGGUGCUCCUCGAUCCCUUGGUCGAGGAUUAUUAUGCCACCUUCUUUAGCGGCUUUGGCUUUCGCCUGCUCAUCCAUGAUGCCUAUAAUUUUCCGGAUGAGAACUCUGAGACCAAGGUAGUCACAUCCACGCGCGAGAGCUUUGUGCGCAUCAAUCCAGAGUCCACCUAUGCCACCAAGGACAUACGCCAGAUGGACUUGCGCUGGAGGAACUGCCUCUUUGGCACCGAACGAAAGCUCGAUGGCCUGACACGUUACUCUUUCAUCAAUUGCAUGUUCGAGUGCAGAAUGCGUAUGACCCUAAAACUUUGUGGUUGCCUGCCAUCAUAUCUGGCGCUCAAUGCAUCCAUGAAAGUCUGCGGGGUGCUCAACUUCAACUGCAUGAUUGAAAGCAAACGUUUAUUUUCUCGCGCCCUGGCCAAUCUAGACGCCCCACUUUCCGUGGUCCGACAAACGAAUAGUUUUCCCUGCAACUGUUUGCCCGACUGCGAGUCGAAUCUAUAUGUUUCAGAGAGCACCAUGGGCAGGCUCGAUAUAAGCUACAACGCUUCUCGAAUUAUUAGUUCUAAUCGAACAGAUAGCAUCUUGGUGCAUGUCUUCUAUAGCGACUUAAUGUCCACCAGAUAUCGUAUGGAGAUCUUUCAGAACUGGCUAUCGGCACUGGCAUCAUUUGGCGGCCUGCUAGGUCUUAUACUUGGCUUCAGCAUUGUCACGGCCUUUGAAUUUGUAUACUUUCUCACUUUUCGACCUGUAUUUAACUAUAUCAAUAGAGAACGAGAUUAAAUCUAUUGAAAAACUUUGUGAAUCGUUUAAUGCGCAAAUUUUUAAUCAAAAUAUCCCAACUUCUUGACCUCGCCAACCAUGGCGAUAAUGGAGUCCAGCACUUCUUCGCUUGCGGGUAUGAUCUGUGCAGCGGGCAGCUUGAAACCAGUUAUAAAGGAAGUGGAAGAGGGACGCAGUUCAUAGCAGAAGGCCAUGCGCACAUCCUGAGUGCCAUAGGCCCAAUCAACGCUGGCACCAGCAGCAGGAUAGAUGGCAUCAUAUAUGUUGCCACCAGUGUAUUUCGUGUCGUAGCGCUGGGCUACACCCGCAAUAGAAGCAUCAAACACCUGUUGGAAGUCCUUUACAUUGUCAGGCAAAUCGCCGGUGUGACCAUAAGGAUACAGAAGGUACUGCGAGUAAGCGUGGAAAGAGACAUAAAGUUGAAUCUUAUCCUUAAUCGAGGCUAUGUAGUUGGACAGUGAAAAAGUCUCAAUCUCAGAAAAGGCCGACGGUCCAGCAUAAGUAUCGGAGCAGGGAUCGCUGCUAGCACCGACUUCGUUCCAGUGGAAGCCCCAGUUACGAUUGGGAUCAGCACCGAAGCAGCUGCCGUAUGGAGUGCGAGUCUUACGCCACAUGCGGUCCGUGGUGUGCGUGUAGACAUAGCCAUCGGGAUUGGCAUGGGGAAAGACGUACCAGUUAUAGUUAUCCGCCAAAUCCUUGAUGGACUCUACCUCUGAGGUAAGAAGCUGAUUAAUGAUGAAGGUCGCGGCCGCAGGGGCAAUCCACUCGCGGGCAUGAAUUCCAGCCUCCAAGAAAACGCCAGGCUUCUCGCUAAGGCUCUUGG